Molecule: messenger RNA, 775 nt
Organism: Chrysochloris asiatica (Cape golden mole)
Lineage: Eukaryota; Metazoa; Chordata; Mammalia; Afrosoricida; Chrysochloridae
Gene: UTP23
Product: UTP23, small subunit (SSU) processome component, homolog (yeast)
Exons: 3
Coding region: 32-775 (247 amino acids)
Cellular component (GO): nucleolus; small-subunit processome
Molecular function (GO): small ribosomal subunit rRNA binding
Source: RefSeq, a predicted model, not a curated record
GAUCCGAUGGCUUUGCCCCGGUAGGCCAGGCAUGAAGAUCACGAGGCAGAAACACGCCAAGAGGCACCUCGGCUUCUUCCGCAACAAUUUCAGAGUACGCGAGCCGUACCAGAUAUUGCUGGACGGCACCUUCUGUCAGGCGGCGCUGCGGGGCCGCAUCCAGCUGCGGGAGCAGCUGCCUCGCUACCUAAUGGCGGAGACGCAGCUGUGCACCACCAGGUGUGUGCUAAAAGAGCUAGAAUCAUUGGGAAAGGACUUAUAUGGGGCAAAACUGAUUGCACAAAAAUGCCAAGUUCGAAAUUGCCCCCAUUUCAAGAAUGCAGUGAGUGGAUCUGAAUGCCUGCUCUCCAUGGUCGAAGAGGGAAAUCCUCAUCAUUAUUUUCUGGCAACACAGGAUCAGAAUUUGUCUGUGAAAGUUAAGAAGCGGCCUGGAGUUCCUCUCAUGUUUAUUAUUCAGAACACUAUAGUCUUGGACAAACCUUCUCCCAAAUCAGUUGCCUUCGUUAAAGCAGUAGAGGCAGGUCAGCUUGUGUCUGGACAUGAGAAAGAAAGCAUCCGACAACUUAAAGGAGAACAGGGUUUAGUGAAAAACUCUGAACGGAGAAGAAAGAAGCGGAAAAAAAUAAGUGGGCCCAAUCCGCUUAGCUGUUUGAAGAAAAAGAAAAAAACUCAGGAUACAAAACCAUCCUCUAAUUCUGAAAAAAAGAGAAAAAGAAUCCGGAAGAGAUCUACCUCCAAAAAAGUGCUGUCUGAAAAGCAGAAUGCAGAAGGGUAA